Messenger RNA from Microthlaspi erraticum, 945 nucleotides. The record is from the annotation of a GenBank genome assembly. Lineage: Eukaryota; Viridiplantae; Streptophyta; Magnoliopsida; Brassicales; Brassicaceae.
AUGGACACCCAAACCCUUGACCUUCUCAAGAUAAGAGAUGAUGUCACAUGGUACAUAAGGAAGCUAGGCUUGAGCAAGCUCUUCAAGCUAGAGUGUAGUGAGUACUCACAACUCACCAAGGAGUUCCUCUCCACAGUAGCUCUUGCCUUUCCCAACCACAAUGGAGACCAACCAGCUGGUGAUGGACUCCUACUCUUCAAGAUAGGCGAUGCCAAUGGGCGCAUCUCCAUCUCAGCUCUAUGCCAACUCUUUGGACUUCCCAAUGAGACAGCACAUGACUUCAAGGAGAACUCAAAGAGGAAACAAGCUGCCUUUGCUGAUUGGACACACUUUGCCAAUGAACCAUUCUUGCCUUCAAGAUCAAAGGUGUCUAGAAUCACUCAUCCAGCCAUUCGCUAUGUGCACCGCCUCAUCUCCACCACUUUCCAAUGCAAACAAGAAGCCAACAAGCUAGCUAAAGACUUGGAAGGCAACAAGAAGCUUUGUGUUCGUUUUGGGAGGCUUAUCACGGCCAUAGUACAACAUGUGGGGAUUGACAUUCCCAACUAUGAGCCACUACCCAAGCCAACCCCUUUGGAUCUCCAUGCUCUUCAGCACAUCCACUUCCUAAACCGUUGGACUAAAGACCCAACUCGGUUUUGCUAUGAGUUUCCAAUUGGUCCAGCCAACACUUCCCUUGUCUUGCUGCCACAUGAAGACAUCCCAAGCCUACGCUCAGGAGUUGUCACUUUCCAGCCCAAUGAGGAAGACUUCUAUGUUCCAUCAAGUGAGAAACCAUCAUUCCCCAUGCUCACCUAUCGCACACUUCAGCAUGCAGUCAAGACUCAACGCCGCCACCAAGAACGCCAUGUUCUCACUACUGGCAUGGCCGCGCAUCAAGCUCUAGACCGUGUUAACAAGCUGGAGAAGAUAGUGGAUGCCAAUCUCGCUUCAUCUCACGCCUAG